Molecule: messenger RNA, 420 nt
Organism: Rotaria socialis
Lineage: Eukaryota; Metazoa; Rotifera; Eurotatoria; Philodinida; Philodinidae
Source: the annotation of a GenBank genome assembly
AUGCUUGCUUCAGUUUUUCUAAUCUUCUAUUUGCUUUCUGGCCUUAGUUUUUCACAAGGUUACAAUUGCUAUGAAUGUUGGAGUGUUUUGACACCAGGUUGUGGUGAACCAUUCAAACCGAAUGCUACCGGGGUUUCGAUAUUAGCUGCCGGUGCCGGUCAAUUUUGUGGUGCUUGGAGAACAACUCAUGACGACGGAAGUGAAGGCAUUUCUCGGAAUGUUGUUGAUACCAGUUGGUGUAGUUUCGGUGAAAAUGCCUGUAAAACUGAGAAGAACCAAAACGUAACUGACACAAUGUGUUGCUGCUCAUCUGAAUUAUGUAACGCACAUUCCUUUAUUCCACCUCAUUCAUUUUCUUUUAUCGUUUCAUAUUCGAUUUCGCUAAUUAACCUAUCAGUUUUUGCUAGCUUUUUCUUCUAA